This is a messenger RNA of Trichogramma pretiosum, 2557 nucleotides long. RefSeq names its product glycerate kinase. The transcript is spliced from 3 exons. The coding region runs from base 480 to 2426 and encodes 648 amino acids. NCBI's taxonomy places the organism in Eukaryota, Metazoa, Arthropoda, Insecta, Hymenoptera, Trichogrammatidae. The record is from RefSeq and is a predicted model, not a curated record. Gene Ontology annotation, molecular function: glycerate kinase activity. Gene Ontology annotation, biological process: protein phosphorylation. Gene Ontology annotation, cellular component: cytoplasm.
UGCGCAGCUCGCUCAUCAAGCUUGUCGAGAAAAUGUUCUUGAGUUCAAAUUCAAUAUGUCAUUUUCAGGACUACCACAAUUUGAUGGUAGAAUUUACAUAUCAUUGAAACGAGGCUUAGAAAAUGCUCAUUCAGGAUUAAAUCAUGCUCUUGGUCAACAUUUUAUCAAAGAAAUCGUAUCAACAAAACGAUAAUAACGAUUACUUUAUGUGAGACACAAAUAAAUUCUUUAAUUCUAUCGCUGGUUACAAUUAUCUACUUCAGUUCUGUUGUAUUGAAAGAAGUCUCGUUUAAGUACCGUACUUGUUUCAUUGACAAAUAUUUAAGCUUGUGCAGUUUACAGCAGGCAUGUUUAGUUUGGGAGAAAUUGAUUGAAUUGAAAAAUGAUUUCUUCGAUACGAGUCUUCGACGAGAUUUUCUUAAACGAGUGCGUGCGUAGUUUCAAAGUAAUAUUACGUAAGGCGUAUUAUACACACAAUAAUGUUGCAGCUACGUGUGCGGCCACUAUCGCGUCAGGCAAAAUUUGUUCACCACCAUAACCUAACGCAUUGUCAGGCAUUAUUACGUUCAAAAAACAAUUUACAGACGUUCACUACGUCGUUAGUUCGACAAGUAGCAACAACUUCGAAUUCAAGGAUGGAACGACACGACGAUCGCUGCCAGCUCAACCAAGUUCGCUCGGAGCUACUGAUGAUUUUCAAGGCUGGUCUCACAGCGGUAAUGUCGCAUCGUCUGAUCGAGUCCAAAAUAACCGCCGGUGAUGAUAAUAAUGUUCUCAAAAUCGAAGACACCCAGGGAAAGGUACACUCGUGUGUACUCGGCGAUUCUGUUUACAUAAUUGGCUUUGGAAAAGCCGUUGCUGGUAUGGCUCUACCGCUCAAACAGCGACUUGCUCGCGGAUUUCGACGAGCAAUACUCUCGAUACCUAAUGGAUCUGUGAGCUCCGAGGCACCGAUCGAAAUAACGCCGGAACUCCAAGAUGUGAAGGUCAAUAGCCAGCUAAUAUUGGAUAAUAUCGAAGAUGUUCGACGAGACGCAACUUUCGAAGUUUACGAAGGUGCGACGAACAAUCAACCGGACUUGGCCUCGUUAGAGGCGUCGAAAAAGAUCCUCGAGCUAGUGGAGAGGGUCGAAGAACGUAGCCAGAUCUUCGUUCUUAUUUCUGGCGGUGGAUCAGCUCUGCUUAACUCACCCCGGGCGCCGUACGUCGACUUUCAAACGAAAAUCAAUUUAUGUCGUAAAUUACAAAAUUUGGGAGCCGACAUACGCGAGCUCAAUGUUGUACGUAGUUUUCUGUCGAGCGUCAAAGCUGGUGGCUUGGCGCGAGUAGCUUUAAGAAGGCAUGUUUCGGUACAUAGUUUAAUAUUGUCCGACAUCGUUGGUGAUCCAAUCGAAUCGAUCGCCAGUGGGCCGACUUCUUACGUUGAUUUAGGUCAAAUUCGGCAAGGGACUAUUGACAUUUUGAGGAAGUAUGGCUUAUUCGAGAGUUGCGAGGAAAGUUUGCGACGCUCACUGUUGUCGAAUGAUUCCAGCAGCGAUGUAAGAGACAAUGUCACUAAGGACGAGUUUCAAGAGUCAGUGAGCAACAUUGUCAUUGGCAAUAACGACAUAGCCCUGAGCGAAGCUGCUGAACGCGCGAGGCGCGAGUAUGGCUUGGAGGUGAUACGCUUGAGCCGUAGCGUGCAAGGCGAUGUGGGCCGAGUCAGCCAAGCCUAUGCCAAAUUUACCAGAAUCGUUUGUCGAGUAUUGAAAGGGGCCUAUGAUAAUGUAGGAGAUUUUAUGGGAGACGCGCUCGAGCAACGAUUCGACGUUCUCGGCGUAACCGAGGACAUUCUAGCGCGAACUUUCGAACGACUGAACGCGCCGUCCAUCGAUCAAAGCGGUGUUCUAUUGCUGGCUGGUGGCGAGCCCACGGUUGUGCUCAAAGGCACAGGGAAAGGAGGUCGUAAUCAGGAAUUGGCUCUGCGAUUUUCGCUUGAUUUGGCCGAGGCGCUCGCGAACGACCCCGAGCUGGAAAAAAAAUAUUUCAUAUUGUUCCUUAGCGCAGCCACGGAUGGUCAAGAUGGUCCGACUGACGCAGCGGGUGCCUUCGGCUGGACCGAUUUACCGCGGCAAAUGCAUCGAAUGGUGCGAGACUUGCAAAAUUCCAUUGCUUCCAAUAGCGAUUCUGCUAAAAGCAACAUAUUGAAAGAAAAGUUAAAGAUACUCAUAGAUUACCUACCUGAGUCAGUUUUGAAUUCAAACGACAGUUACAAUUUUUACAAACGAUUUCAUAAUGGACAUUAUUUAGUCAAAUCUGGACUGACCGGUACGAACGUUAUGGACUUACAUUUUAUUUAUAUUAAAAACCGAAAUUGCGACUUCGAUGAAAAUCAUUUACCAUUUCAAACAACGAGCUACAAUAGUUUUUUAAUCGAAGAACCUUAGGCAAAUUCAAUUGGUGCUUUAUUUCUACAAAGAAAAGGAAAUGACUUAUCACAAAAAAGUUGCACAGUUAUUUUUAUACUUUAAUUGUUAUAUAUUUACAAAAUACUUAAAUAAAUCAUCUGCUUGAAGUA